ACAGCGGGAUGACUCGUAUAUUUUGCGACGCGACGUUCACGCACCGGCUCGCCGUCGCUGCCAUAAAACAGUGCAUCGUGGAAAAAAGAACGAAAACAAACCCCGUGUGUUCAUGUCACAGCCCGCUGUCUAUAAUGUGAAACCAUGCUCCGGUCGUCUGAGACUCAAACACCAGCUUUUUUGGAGAAAACGUUGCGGUUUGGACUUCCCAGCAGUCGGGCACCACCAGCAGCUCCAUCUCGUUCCCGGGCUCCUGGAAGGGCCACUCUUUGCUGCCCCAACCAAAUGAAGCCAACGUCCUCCCCAGGAGCAGCACUCGCAGAGGACUCCACCUGUCACUGGGACUCCUGUGCACCGUGCUGGGCUCCAGUAGCCCACCCAUGCCUGUGAUCCCCAUCCCACGGCGGGUGCGCAGCUUCCAUGGCCCCCACACCACCUGCAUGCACUCGGCCUGUGGGUCGACGCAUGCCUCCAAGCUAGUGCGCUCCAAGUACAAUAACUUUGACCUCUACCUGCGCUCGCGCUGCAUGUACAGCUUCCUCCGUUUCCUCCUCUACUUUGGCUGCAGUCUGCUGACCUCCCUGCUCUGGGUGGCGCUCUCUGCUCUCUUCUUCCUGCAGUACAUCAGCGUGCGCGUGCUCCUGCGGCUGCAGUACAAGCUGUCUGUCAUUCUGCUUUUGUUAGGGCACCGGCGCCUGGACUUUGGGGUACUCAAUGACCUGCUCAUCUACAGCAUGCAGAUCACCAUGUUUCUGGUGGGGGGCCUUGGCUGGUGCUUAAUGGUGUUCGUGGACAUGUAGCUCCGACUCUGAACGACGUGGGGGAAACGCCCCGCUGAAACUGAAGCUGCGUUCUGUGGCGGUAUGGGACAACAUCUACUGCUCGAGUUAAAAAAUUUAAAAAAAGACCCCUUUGACGUCAACUUGAGAUCUUUAUGGUUUAGUUUCAGAUAUGAUAGAGUCCAUUAAGAAUCUCUGUAACAACCUCCUGUGUGCUGUCCCUCGAAAUGGUUGGUCCAAUAUAGCUCAGAGAGAACCACCUGGGUGCUGAAUAUCAACACCGAUGCUUGAAGUCAGUCUUACCAGAGUCAGACUCUCGAGACGGGGAGGGUCGAAAUCAACUGUAUUUUCAUGCCAUUUGUAAACCGUUUUCACAAAUUUUGUAAUCUUGAAUCGAAACUCAUUUGUUUACAAUAAUGAAAAAUGUCAAUGUUGCAUGGCAAAGUGACUGAACAUAUGAAUGAUGUGCCUCAGGGCUGUCUAAUGAAAGACAUGCAAUUUUUGUGCCAAAAUGAGGCCCCCCCCCUCCAUCGGAAAAGUGUACCACGAUUCCCAGGUUGAGAUAAUUCCAGUUAUUUAGUAUAAACAAACUUGAUAUCAUGUAAACAUACAUGUACCACAGAGAGUCUGUAACCUAUGGUGGAUAAAGUUGUCAACAGUG
Molecule: messenger RNA, 1440 nt
Organism: Cyclopterus lumpus (lumpfish)
Lineage: Eukaryota; Metazoa; Chordata; Actinopteri; Perciformes; Cyclopteridae
Product: transmembrane protein 250
Exons: 2
Coding region: 381-800 (139 amino acids)
Source: RefSeq, a predicted model, not a curated record